Cavenderia fasciculata is the source of this 978-nucleotide messenger RNA. It is a transcript of the gene vps22, whose product is annotated as EAP30 family protein. Bases 1 to 978 code for a protein of 325 amino acids. The transcript is spliced from 3 exons. Gene Ontology annotation, cellular component: ESCRT II complex. Gene Ontology annotation, biological process: protein transport to vacuole involved in ubiquitin-dependent protein catabolic process via the multivesicular body sorting pathway. NCBI's taxonomy places the organism in Eukaryota, Evosea, Eumycetozoa, Acytosteliales, Cavenderiaceae. The record is from RefSeq and is a predicted model, not a curated record.
AUGUUUGUUAUUAUUGACCUUUGUACUCUGAAGACAUUGAAACUUGAAAUCUCCAACCGAAACCCUUAUUUGGUAAUUGUUUUUUUUAUUUUUGGGUUUGCUGUCUUGAAAUGGGGAGCAAGUAGCAGGCGCACCGCGUCAUUAAUUAGUGCAAGCUCUUGCACUCAUUUCGCUUUCAAAGUGUUAUUUUUGUUAAAUUAUAAUAUCUUUAUAUAUCUCUGCUUGCCCGCAAUGAGAAGAGGAGUAGGAAUACAAGCUAUACAUAAAGCAAAUCAACAUCAAAAACAAUUGAAUACUGUUAGUGAACAGAUAACAAGUGAACAGAUCAAAAAGACCAAUGAACAACUACAAACAUUCAAGAGUAAUCUUGAAGAGUUUGCAAUCAAACACAAAAAAGAUAUCAUAAAGAACCCAGAGUUUAGAAAACAUUUCCAAGACAUGUGUAGUGUCAUUGGUGUUGAUCCUCUUGCUUCAAAUAAAGGAUUUUGGAGUCAAAUGUUGGGAGUUGGAGAUUUCUAUUAUCAAUUGGCAGUACAGAUUAUUGAUGUUUGUCUGAGAUAUAGAUCUACUAAUGGAGGACUGAUUGAAAUCAAUACGCUGACAGAUCACAUUAGAAAGAUGAGAGGUAAAGCUGCAAAUGAAAUAAGCAAAGAUGAUAUUGAAGUAUCGAUUGCAAAGUUAAAGGUACUAGGCAAUGGAUUCAACAUUUUAAAGAUCGAGAGUAAAAAGAUUGUUCAAUCGGUGCCUUGUGAAUUGAACAAGGAUCAUACAGAUGUUUUGAUUAAUGCUCAACACAAUGAUGGAUACACUUCACCGUCGAUAUUGGCAAGUAGUUUGGGUUGGUCAGAACAAAGAAUUUCAAGUGUAUUGGAGGUAUUGUUAAAUGAAGGAAUGGCUUGGAUAGAUAAUCAAUCCAUUCAACAUAAAGGUGAAGUUAUUUAUUGGUUUCCAAGUUUAUGGUCUUCAACUUUUGAAUAA